Messenger RNA from Penicillium odoratum, 1392 nucleotides. RefSeq names its product putative oxalate decarboxylase. Lineage: Eukaryota; Fungi; Ascomycota; Eurotiomycetes; Eurotiales; Aspergillaceae. Gene Ontology annotation, biological process: oxalate metabolic process. The record is from RefSeq and is a predicted model, not a curated record. Bases 1 to 1392 code for a protein of 463 amino acids. The transcript is spliced from 8 exons.
AUGAAGCUCCAAGAUCAUUUCCCGACUUUGUGUCUACUGCCCCUUUUGUCUGUUGUUGAUGCAGCACCAGCUCGAAGGAGCAUCAAUGCCCCUUUAAGAGGAUCCGAAGCGCUUCUCGGGUACUCUUCCACUGAAAAGAUUGCUAGUGGAACUCAGCCAGACAUUGAGUAUAGUCUUCUUCCUGGCCAAACGGUCAGUCCGGAUAUCGGUGCCUAUCUGGACUUUGAGGAUGUCGAAAAUCCCCAGCCUAUCCGAGGCUCCACUGGGAGUGAUGAUCCCGGCCCCCGUAAUUAUGCAUACGAUCGAAUCAACAGUGACAAACUUGCUCCUCCUGGCACAGACAACGGUCAAACUAUCAAUGCCCAGUGGCCUAUGGGUCUUAGCCACAACCGACUUGGCCAAGAUAAUGCUGGAUGGGCUCGCCAGGAAAAUACGGUGGUGAUGCCGGCUGCAACGGAAAUGGCCGGCGUUGAUAUGCGACUUGAACCCGCUGGUUAUCGUGAGCUGCAUUGGCACGUCGCCGCAGAAUGGUCUCUGGUGUUGAAUGGCUCCUGUCGUAUCCAGGCCGUCGACCAGGAUGGACAGACUUUCGUUGAUGACCUUACUGCAGGUGAUGUUUGGUUUUUCCCACCAGGAAUUCCUCACUCCAUUCAAGCACUAGACGAUGGAGUCGAGUUUCUCCUUGUCUUUGACCAGGGCGACUUCGACGAGGAUAACACAUUCCUUGCUACGGAAGUUUUCCUUCAUACCCCCAAAUCGGUUUUGGCGAAAAACCUCGGCUUGAAUAUCUCAGCCUUUGAUGAUAUUCCAGACAACGAGCUAUACAUCUUCGAAGGCACCCCUGCACCAGAUGACAUUGAAAAGCAAAAUGUCACGACUCAAUCUGGCAUUAUUCCCCGAUCCGAAAGCUACUCCUACCACUUCUCUGAGCAGCCCGCGCAUGAAGUCGCCGGCGGGUCAGUUAAAAUCGUUGAUCCCCUCACCUUUCCAAUUGCCAGUAAUUUCUCUGCCGCCAUUGUCACUGUGCAUCCUGGUGGCAUGCGAGAAAUUCAUUGGCACCCCACUAGUGAUGAGUGGACAUUUUUCAUCAAAGGGCAAGCCCGCGCAACGUUGUUUUCGGCGCCUAACUCUGCGACGACGUUUGACUACCGUGCUGGGGAUGUUGGUUACUUCCCUCAGUCAAACAGUCAUUAUAUAGAGAACACUGGUGAUGAGGAUUUGAUGUUCUUGGAGGUGCUUCAAGCACCCCAGUUUACCGAUAUGGCUCUUGGCCAAUGGCUGGCAUCUACCCCGAAACAGAUUGUGUCAGACACCUUGAAAUUGAGUGAAAGUACUCUUGAUAAGCUCAAAACGGCAAAGCAAUAUGUUGUGGCUAGUACGACUAGCGACUAG